AGCCCGGGUUCGACUCGGCCGGGGGGAAGGGAAGGGGUGGGUCCUGUGACGUCAGCGAGUCCGAACGGCCGGAGCUAAGCUAGGGGCCCGGGCGUGGAUCCUAAGAGCGGGAUCCGGAAAGCUGAACCAGAACCGAGCAGGGAGAAGAGUGCGCGACAGGAGCCGGCCCCGAACCGAAUCCCUCAGGCACCUGCUCGACCGUUCAGCCGAUCGGCGCACGCACAGUGGCCCGCAGGCCCCCGCCCCGGCCCAGUCCGCUCCCGGGCCCCCCAUGGCCCGGGUCGCAGUCCUCCCGCCGUCAAGAUUGUCGCCGACACUGCCGCUGCUGCUGCUGCUGCUGCUGCUUCUUCAGGAAACAGCGCUGGGAAUGGAACCCAGAGUCUCUCACAUGCCAGGCGCCCAGGAUGUGCGGGUUCAGGUGCUCCCAGAGGUGCGGGGCCGCCUGGGGGGCACCGUGGAUCUGCCGUGCCUCCUGCUGCCACGCACCUCGGAAGUGCGCAUCUCACAGGUGACCUGGCAGCGCCUGGACGCGGCGGCCGUGGCUGCCAUCCACCCCUCCUACGGCAUCGACUACCCCAGCCCGAAGUCCAACAAGGAGCGACUGUCCUUUGUCAGAGCUGGACAAGGCACAAAGACAGACCUGUGGGACGCCACGCUGGCCUUCCAGGGACUGAUGGUGGAGGACGAGGGCAACUAUACCUGCGAGUUUGCCACCUUCCCUAACGGCACGCGCCGGGGGGUGACCUGGCUGAGGAUCAUAGCUCAGCCCCAGAACCACGCUGAAGCCCAGGAGGUCACGUUCAGCCUGGAGCCCAUGCCCGUGGCCCGCUGCGUGUCCACAGGGGGCCGCCCGCCUGCCCGGAUCACCUGGAUCUCCACCCUGGACGGGGAGGCCAGAGAAAGCCAGGAGUCGGGGCCCAUACCAGGCACAGUCACGGUCACCAGCCGCUACACUUCGGUGCCCUUGGGCCAAGUGGAUGGGGUCAAGGUCACUUGUAAAGUGGAGCACGAGAGCUUCGAGGAGCCGGUUCUGCUGCCCGUGACGCUCUCCGUGCGCUAUCCCCCCGAGGUCUCCAUCUCUGGCUACGAUGACAACUGGUACCUUGGCCGUAGUGAGGCCACCCUGAUGUGCAAUGUUCGCAGCAACCCAGAGCCCACAGGCUACGAUUGGAGCACGAUUUCAGGCGUCUUCCCAGCCUCAGCUGUCGUCCAGGGCCCCCAGCUACUGGUCCACUCAGUGGACCGACUGGUCAAUACCACCUUCAUCUGCACCGUCACCAAUGCUGUGGGCACAGGUCGCGCCGAGCAGCUCGUCUUGGUCCGAGACACCCCCCAGGCCUCUUCCCGAGACACGGGUCCCCUGGUGUGGGGGGCUGUGGGGGGGACACUGCUGGUCCUGCUGCUUCUGGCUGGGGGAUCCUUGGCCUUCAUCCUGCUGAGGGUGAAGAGAAGGAAGAGCCCGGGAGGCAGCGGUGGAGACAGGGGAUCCUACGAUCCGAAAACUCAGGUGUUUGGGAAUGGGGGCCCCGUCUUCUGGACGCCAACAUCCCCGGGUCCCAUGAGGUCAGAUGGCAAGGACGAGGAGGAAGAGGAGGACGAGGAGGCGGAGGCGGAGGAGGGCCUCAUGUUGCCCCCGUCCCCAGCGCUCAAGGACGACAUGGAGUCCCAGCUGGACGGCUCCCUCAUCUCGCGGAGGGCGGUUUAUGUGUGACCCAGAGACGGAGGGACAGAGACAGCCUCCCAGCAGCUGCCAGCCAGGGCUGCAGACCGGCUGGACUUGUCUGGCUGGCUGACCUGGAUUUGAGACGCUACCUCCCGCUUUCCAGGGUUGGAGGGAAGGUGGAAUCUCGCACUGGACGCCCCCUUUCUCCAGGGCUGCAGGGGGAGGGGCGGCCCUGGGAGCCGAGUGACGGGGACUCAGAGAGACCCCUCAGAGACUUGCUCUUGGCCCUAGCCGGCCCCUGGCCCCAUGACACUCAGGAGUUAAUAAAUGCCUUGGAGGAAAACUUCAGGGGUGUCUUGUAGUACAUUAGACCCCCUCUUUGGGUCCCGUGGAAAGAGUGGGUGGGUCAGGGACUACCCAGUCCCAGGGGUUGGAAAGAACUGAACUGGGCCCCCAAGGGGGCAGCCUGUGGGGGCUCAGACCACUUGGGUGCCCAGGACUCCUGGAGCGAGUGGGACUAGGAAUUGGGUCACUGGCUGGGGCUUAGAGGCUGGAGCGUUGGGACUCCUGGGUCCCAGGACAGAGGCGGGGUGACCACACUGGCUGGAGGCCUGAGUUCACCAGGGGAGUGAGGCUGGGCACCUGGACUCCUGGGCCCUUGUGGGCGGGGGGCUGGCAGGAGCCAGGGUGCCAGUGUUCCGGGUUUGGAGAGGAUGUGCGGGCAGAGGGCUCCGGUCUCACCCGCCGCAGGCAGCCCAGCCCAGACCCCUCUAGGUAGCUGAGGACCUUGAGAAGGGAGGGCCACUUGGCCCCUGUUUUGGCAUCCUUGAGGUUACAGGGCAGGUGUGGGUCUGGGAGCCCAGGAAGGCCCACCCCCUGCCCUCCCAGUGGCCCUUAACGGGCCUUCCUCCACCCUUGCUCCAGGGCGCGACCUCAGGGGAGUCUCGGGGAUUCAAGGUGGCGUCCCUCCCGCUCCCCCAAGUAGAAAAGUCCCGGAGCUGCCAGGCUCAACCGGAGGAGAAGGGCAGACUUUAACCCUGGCGCUCAGCUCCAGAGCCUCUGUGGCCCCCGGGAAAAGGGGGCCGGCGUCCAAAUCUGCCUCCCAAGACUUUCGUGAGAUCCAGCGAGGACACACGCAGGACACCUUCUCAGGGCUGACAGCCAGCUGGGGACCCACCGAGCAUUCCUGGGCUCGCGUGGACGCCGCGGACUCUGCAGAGCCUGUGCCGGGUGCGCUGGAGGCACGUGGAGGCCUAGACGCGCCUAGCCCACCCUCCCCGGGGGCACGGUGGGCGAAGACAGAAGAGCCAACUGGGGU
Molecule: messenger RNA, 2981 nt
Organism: Sciurus carolinensis (gray squirrel)
Lineage: Eukaryota; Metazoa; Chordata; Mammalia; Rodentia; Sciuridae
Gene: Nectin2
Product: nectin cell adhesion molecule 2
Exons: 7
Coding region: 272-1711 (479 amino acids)
Biological process (GO): positive regulation of immunoglobulin mediated immune response; positive regulation of natural killer cell mediated cytotoxicity directed against tumor cell target; acrosome assembly
Cellular component (GO): plasma membrane; apical junction complex; focal adhesion
Molecular function (GO): cell adhesion molecule binding
Source: RefSeq, a predicted model, not a curated record